AUGCACCCACUAAUUAGUGUUACUAGCCCAGAGAGGCAGUUCUACAUAUUCGAACGUAUGAACGAACAAGCUAUUCAUCUUACCAGAAGGGGCGAAUACAAGGACGCGGAAAUACUGACUCGAAGGCUGUUACGCCUGAGCGAGCGCCUUCUCGGCAGGACGCAUCGUGUCACGUUGACAAGCAUGAACAAUUUGGCAACUCUUUUGAGUAGACAAGGGAUGUAUGAGGAAGGGGAAGCCCUACAUCGAUCCGAACUUCAGUUGAGCCUCGAAAUUCUGGGCGAAGGGCAUUUUGAAACCUGGACUAGUUUCACUAAUCUGGCCAUCAUUUUAAUGGAUCAGGCGAAGUAUCAAGAGGCAAAGGUCCUUGUUACGAGGGUAUUGCGCCUCAAGAGUACAGCCCUGGGAGAGGAUGACCCAUCGACAAUCCUGAGUAGUCAGCUGCUCGAGCGAAUCAUAGCAUCAGAGGCUCAGUCGAAGUGA
Cladophialophora psammophila CBS 110553 is the source of this 483-nucleotide messenger RNA. RefSeq lists its product as uncharacterized. The coding region runs from base 1 to 483 and encodes 160 amino acids. Lineage: Eukaryota; Fungi; Ascomycota; Eurotiomycetes; Chaetothyriales; Herpotrichiellaceae. The record is from RefSeq and is a predicted model, not a curated record. Gene Ontology annotation, molecular function: kinesin binding. Gene Ontology annotation, cellular component: kinesin complex; cytoplasm; membrane-bounded organelle. The transcript has a single exon. Gene Ontology annotation, biological process: microtubule-based movement.